GGCAUGUCUGGGAGGAAAUGUUAUUUUCUGUUGAGAAUUAAUGGCUGAACACGUUCACUGUAUUUUGUCUUUAAUUUCAACAGAAUAUAGCUGGGGGUUGCUUGUAGCCCUGAUUAAUUAAUUAAUAAUUAUUAAUAAUCAUUUGUAUGUUCUGUGUUUAGGUUWAAUGUUACAAAUGGAACGGUACACGUCAUACAUAGGAUGUGAGAUUUCUAAGGUGCCUUUAUCUGAUGUUGCUCAGAGGAUUAUGACAGCUUUGCAGUCUAUUCCUGUAGAAGUUCAGAAUAACAGAGAAAAUAACCAGAGUGUAGAGAAGCCAAAGGAAAAUAAACUAGGUGAUGAGGAUGCGCAUCUGAGAAAUGAAAAGGAGGUUUGUGAUUCCAGAAUUGCCGUAUUCAAAGCAACUGCCAGCCCUGAAAAAAGAACUGCUGGUCAGAUAGUCAGGACAGUGCAUAUGGAUGAAGUGCUUGGCUGUCAAGAUUGCAAAAUAGUGAACUGUUACCAGGAUUCAGGCUUCCCAAAAUGGGGAUAUCAAGAAACGAGUCUUUCAGUGGAAGCAAAAUACCUGAAGGAUGCGGAAAAKAAAAUAGUUAUUCCUCUUAAAAGAAGGCAAAAUGUGUCUAUAACUUGUUCAGAGAAAACAAGAAGAUUGCAUGUAAAUACCUACAUGUCCUCUCAUGAAAGAAGAUACAGCUGUACUCCUGAACAAAUAAAGUCUUCUGGAAAGUGUCCUUGUGAUAUCAGCACUUUAGGAUCUGAAGAAAAAAAAGAACUGCUUGCAACUAUACAACAGGCAGUGGCUUUUGUAACUACUAUGAUAUUUCAUGAUGGUUCUUCACAGCUUACCUCGGAGCAGGCCUCUACCUCAUCAAUAAAAGGAGUUGUUGUGCUGGUGAAGAAUCAGACCCAUCACCCUUGUCCUCCCAGUCACACUUCAACUGGUUAUGCUUGGAAUGCUGCUAAUGAAAAUGAUAAAUUAAUUUAUUUAAAAACUGAACAAUCAUCUCUCUGGGAACAAGAGCAGCCUCACAAGAAAGUUUCUUGGCAAGUGUURUUUCAAAUGCUACAGUGCAAAGUUCCAAUAAUUUGCUUCAAUGCAAAAGAUUUCCUGAGGACUCUACUUCAAGUUUAUGGUAAUGAAAUCAGCUGGAAACAAGUUGCUGAUUGUGUUGUGUUAGAUCCAAGGAUUGCAGCAUGGCUGAUAAACCCCAGCGACACAGUUCCUUCCUUUGAGUGUUUAAUACACAAGUAUUUUGAGAAGCCUUUUUCAAAGGGAACAGAAAAUACAGAUACWGCCACUUUGAGAAAUGUAUCUUAUCAAAACUUAGGUGUGAACUUGGAGAAGCUUUAUAAYGUAAUGAUGGACCUUUCUCAUGGUUUAAAGGCUCAAGGUUUGUGGAACUUAUUUUGCACAUUAGAGCUUCCACUUGUCAAAAUUCUGGCAGUGAUGGAAACACACAAAAUAUAUGUGAACAAACAGGAACUGAAAAAAACAUCAGAGAUUCUAGGGUUGCGGCUCAAAGAGCUUGAACAGGAGGCUCAUGAGGUUGCUGGAGAACGCUUCCUUUUGACCAGCAGUUGUCAACUCCGAGAGGUACUAUUUGAUAAGUUAAAACUGCAUAYGCUGUGUGAGAAACUUCACAGGACUGAAAUACAGCAGCUCGUAUCCACCUCAGAAGUUGUGCUAAAUAAAUUGCAAGAUCUUCAUCCUUUGCCUAAGAUAAUUUUAGAAUAUCGCCAGGUUCAUAAGAUGAAAUCAACUUAUGUGGAUGGACUACGAACAUGCAUGAUGAAGGGAUUUAUUUCCUCUACUUGGAAUCAAACAGGAACUGUGACUGGCAGGCUUUCAGCCAAACAUCCUAACAUUCAAGGUAUCUCUAAACAUCCAGUUACAAUUAGAAAGAAACAGUACAUAAAAGGAAAAGAAGAGGACAUAGUAACUAUUUCCCCAAGAACAUUGUUUGUUUCAAAAAAAGGAUGUACAUUUUUAGCAGCAGACUUUUCCCAUAUUGAGUUAAGGAUCCUUGCUGACUUAUCAUCUGAACCAGAACUUCUGAAACUGUUCCAAGAACCUGAAAUCACUGAUAUAUUUUCUACACUUGCUUCUCAGUGGAAAGGGAUUCCAAUUGAACAAGUGAAACAUGCUGAUAGGGAGCAAGCAAAACGCAUCGUUUACGCUGUGGUUUAUGGAGCAGGUAAAGAACGUCUUGCUGACUGUUUGGGAAUUACUCCUGCUCAAGCCAGUCAAUUUAUAGAGAGUUUUAUGCAAAAAUACAAGAAAGUACAUGAAUUUACAAAGAAAACCAUUGAACAGUGCCGAAAUAAAGGUUACGUGGUUUCCAUAAUGGGACGCAAAAGGCCACUGGCCAAUAUCAACGCACAGGAUUACAAGCAACGCACUCAAGCAGAGAGACAGGCUGUCAAUUUUGUUGUUCAAGGUUCUGCAGCUGAUCUUUGUAAAAUGGCUAUGGUGAAGAUUUUUGCCUCUGUUGUCAGUUCUCCAACUUUAACAGCCAGGYUGAUUGCUCAGAUCCAUGAUGAAUUGUUGUUUGAAGUGGAAGAUUCUCAAAUCCAGGAAUUUUCAGCACUGGUAAAAAGCACAAUGGAGUCCCUGCAGCAAACCACAGCCUUGGAAGURCCACUGAAGGUUCCCUUGAAAGUGAUUCUCACCRCUGGGAAAUCAUGGGGGUGUAUGACAGAAUUGCAGGAGAUGUAAAGCAGUCAUCGGGGAUGUUAUUCAGUACCCAAACACCUCAUUGGCCUGUGCUGAUUCCUCGCUGAAUCACUAGGCAACAGCGCUGCUGGAUCUUUCAUAAGCACCUA
Molecule: messenger RNA, 2823 nt
Organism: Malurus melanocephalus (red-backed fairy wren)
Lineage: Eukaryota; Metazoa; Chordata; Aves; Passeriformes; Maluridae
Gene: POLN
Product: DNA polymerase nu
Exons: 24
Coding region: 167-2716 (849 amino acids)
Biological process (GO): double-strand break repair; DNA-templated DNA replication
Molecular function (GO): DNA-directed DNA polymerase activity; DNA binding
Source: RefSeq, a predicted model, not a curated record